This is a messenger RNA of Cladophialophora immunda, 1743 nucleotides long. RefSeq lists its product as uncharacterized. The coding region runs from base 251 to 1408 and encodes 385 amino acids. The transcript is spliced from 3 exons. NCBI's taxonomy places the organism in Eukaryota, Fungi, Ascomycota, Eurotiomycetes, Chaetothyriales, Herpotrichiellaceae. The record is from RefSeq and is a predicted model, not a curated record.
UCUCAAACAAAUAAUAAUGCCAUCAUCUCAAAUCCGGGAAAGGAGUCUCUCUCGGUCUGCAUCUUUCGCUGAUAUAUGAGAGAUCUUCUAUCUUUCUGUGGUCGCGCGAGUCCAUGCAACAUUCACCUGCACCUGCACCCCAAGUCCGGAAGCGUCCAUCGCAGUCGCCAUCGUCGUCACAUUCGCUUCGAAUUCUCUAGGCCCGCCUUCUACCAAUUGUGAGAUCGCAGUUGACGAAUGAGGGCGUGUCAUGAGGAGGAAGUCACGUCUUUCAAGAAGUUCCGCAACUCCAAUAAACGAAGGGCUGGACAAUAGUCUGGGGGCAUCGUCACCCGCAUUUUCUGAUGUGAAUACGACAUCGAUUAUGCCCGAAGUGAAUGGAGCGCUCAAGGAGCAGAGUCAGCCAGAUGGGGUGCGCCCUGCCUCGGGUCGAGUAUCCAGUGCCUCCAUGAUGCGUUCAGUUUUGUCGUCUUCCGAGUCCUCGCCCUCCUCCGAAUCCGUGCCCUGGUCUUCGGCAAUUGGUCACGCCGGCACUGGGAAAUCAGGCAGAGUAAUUGAGCGUCUUCAAGGAGACAUUGACCGGUUACGACGCGAGAAACAACUGCUCAAGAUGCGACUUGAGGAAGCAGAGAAAGAGAAUGAGACCUUGAAGACACGAAACCAAUCGCUGCAAGAUCGGACGAGCAACUAUGAGCAAUCUCAUGAAGCGAAUCUUCGGCAGCUCACACGGAGGGAGAGACAAGUCGAAGAGCUGCGGGAAGAGCUAAGGAAAGAGAAAUUGAAGACUGCAGCUGCAGAAGCCCAAGCAGCAGCCGCAGCUUCUAAUGAGGAGAUUUGGAGAGACCAAGCCAGCCAGGCAAAGGCUCUCGCUGUUCAGAAAGAGGUAGAAUACGAAACCGUGGUCGCCUGUCGGAAGGUGGAUUACGAUCGACACCAAAGUGGCUUGGAAAAGAUUAAGAGCAGUUUUGACAUCCUUCUACGGCGACAGCAGGAUGAUUUGGAGAAGCAAAAGAAAUUAGAGAUCAUCGCCGAGCAGCAACGGCAGACCAUUGCCCAGCUCGAAGAACUGACAAAGAGAUUGACGACGAAUUUCAAGGCUUACAGACAUGAAGUGGACGCCGCCAUCUCCGACCUUCGCGAGGCUGCGAGCAACAACGACCAAGCAUUGACUCAGAAGCUGGACGAGAUGACGGAAGUGACAGGAAGGAUGCGAUGGGUCAUGAAAGUUGACAAUAUUGUGAACCACAACCCUCACGAACCCGUGCAAGAACAAUCCCAGCACUCGCGAAGAGAUCACAUCUCGAGACCACCUUCGUCUCACGAAGAAGUUUCAAAGAGAAGCCGCAGCCCCACGAAGAAUGUGCUCACCAAACACAGGCGGAAAGAUUCAGCAAAGGCCGCGAGAUGAAGAUUCUUCUGAGAUUACAGAGUUGCACGGAAUUUGACAUGACUAUACGAAGUGAUGAUCACAACAUACGUUAAAGCAGGCCGUUAAUAGAAAGCCCCAAAUCUCACCACUCACUGGCCAAGACCGGUGAGGAGCUCACUCCGAUUUGUCAAAGGUGCUCUGAAAUCUGCCCGUGACCGUAACGAUGUGGUUUGAGGUCUCCUGUCUGACAACAAACUGCAGCGUUAUUUGUCUUGAGGGCAACCAAAGCAACGCCUUUCUGAAAGACAAACAACAAAGUAGAGAGAUAGACAGGGGGACGACCGCAGGGAUAAUAAUACAAAAACAACUGAAGC